CUCAGCCUCUCCCCGCCUGGGGCCGCCGCCGCGCCAGUGGUGGCUCCGCGUUUCCAAAAGGGGCCCUCCGACUCCUCGCUGGGCCAGUCCGGCGCUGAGUCGUGGAGCCCCGCACAACUCCCGCUGGUCGCUGAACGGGAUCCCUCCUCCCCAGAGUUGCGAACAACUUUCGGUGGCUCGGGGACCGUGGCCGCCGCAGGUAGCUGAACUCCGGGCCACGCUCCCUGCGCCUCGGCUGAGCGCGCUCGCAGGUCGCUCUCUCUCCGGGUGCACGCUGGGGGUCCCCGAGCUCGGCUCUGCGGGCGAGAUGCCCCUAGGACAUAUCAUGAGGCUGGAUCUGGAGAAGAUCGCCCUGGAGUACAUCGUGCCCUGUCUGCACGAGGUCGGCUUCUGCUACCUGGACAACUUCCUGGGCGAGGUGGUGGGCGACUGUGUCCUGGAGCGAGUCAAGCAGCUGCACUGCAACGGGGCCCUGCGGGACGGCCAGCUGGCCGGGCCCCGAGCCGGCGUCUCCAAGCGGCACCUGCGGGGCGACCAGAUCACGUGGAUCGGGGGCAACGAGGAAGGCUGCGAGGCCAUCAGCUUCCUCUUGUCCCUCAUCGACAGGCUGGUCCUGUAUUGCGGGAGCCGGCUGGGCAAAUACUACGUCAAGGAAAGGUCCAAGGCGAUGGUGGCUUGCUACCCAGGAAAUGGAACAGGUUAUGUUCGACAUGUGGACAACCCCAGUGGUGACGGCCGCUGCAUCACCUGCAUCUACUAUCUGAACAAGAACUGGGAUGCCAAGCUACAUGGUGGGGUCCUGCGGAUAUUUCCAGAAGGGAAAUCGUUCAUAGCGGAUGUGGAGCCCAUUUUUGACAGACUCUUGUUCUUCUGGUCAGACCGCAGGAACCCACAUGAAGUCCAGCCUUCCUAUGCAACCAGAUAUGCCAUGACUGUUUGGUACUUUGAUGCUGAAGAAAGGGCAGAAGCCAAAAAGAAAUUCAGGAAUUUAACUAGGAAAACUGAAGCUGCCCUCACUGAGGACUGACCCUGAUCUGAAAUCCGCUGGCCUCAUUCAUUUUAGUAACAGUUCCUGAAUUCACUUUUAAGAGUGGAGAUCCAAAGAAGGCCACUUCUUUAGUGACUCGGUGAUGAGAACCCCCCUACUGCUUGCAUCAUUCACAUCCCUGUCUUGCGUACGGUACUUUGUGUUUUCUUGCCAAGACUGCAUCUACCUUCAGACACUCUCUUUACCAGAUGAACUCAUUUGCUAACUCCAGAAAUACCUGCAGACGACCUAGCUGGCCAGCGGUUUAAUUGUCAGAUUUGGUAAUCCUGGGUAUCAAAGCAAGAACCUGGAAGCACAGGCGAGGGACUGAAUCUUACUUGCACUUUAUGUACACUUCCUGAUUUGAAAGGAGGAGGUUUGCAAAGAAGUUAGACGGCGACAGAUGCCACAGAGAGGCAUCACUGAAGCCUUAACAGCAGGAAACAGAAAUCUGUGUCAUCUGAACAAUUUCCAGAUGUUCUUAAUCCAGGGCUGUUGGGGUUUCUGGAGGAUUAUCACAACCUAAUGACGUUAUUACCUCUAGAAAGGGCUGCUGUCAUAGUCAUCAAUUUCUAAGUAUCCUGUGGGUGGACACUCCUUUUUCAUGGUCCUGCAAACUGGACUUGCUGCCUCUGCCCCAUUUUGCUGAAAAUAUGACUUUCUGAUCAAAGAUGACAACACCAUUUAUUUUCUAUUUUCACUUCUGACUUAGAGAACCUAAUUCAUUAAUUGUUCUGGUUGCUUUGUUGAAAUGAAAUUUGAAUUUAAAUCAAAGGGUAAAAAAUCUUCCUGGUAGUUUAGAGCCGACAACGUCUGACAAUGGUGUCAAAAGACCUGGGUCUACUGGUAUACAAUAAACGUGUGCAUCUUGAACGAUU
Messenger RNA from Eubalaena glacialis (North Atlantic right whale), 1905 nucleotides. RefSeq names its product egl-9 family hypoxia inducible factor 3 (gene EGLN3). Lineage: Eukaryota; Metazoa; Chordata; Mammalia; Artiodactyla; Balaenidae. Gene Ontology annotation, molecular function: ferrous iron binding; peptidyl-proline 4-dioxygenase activity; L-ascorbic acid binding. Gene Ontology annotation, cellular component: cytoplasm; nucleus. The record is from RefSeq and is a predicted model, not a curated record. The coding region runs from base 308 to 1027 and encodes 239 amino acids. Gene Ontology annotation, biological process: peptidyl-proline hydroxylation to 4-hydroxy-L-proline; cellular response to hypoxia. The transcript has 5 exons.